GCGGCCGCGCUUCCUGGUCCCGGGGCGCCAUGGCGCUGCCCUGGCUCCUGCGCCUGGAGCUCACGCUCUUCGUCGCCGCCUUCUUGUGCGGGGCCGUGGCGGCUGCGGCGCUGACCCGGACCCAGGGCUCCUUUGGGGGCAGUUGCCCCCUGUAUGCUGUAGCUGCUAGGAAUGGCUCUUCUCUGGCCUUGGCCCAGCCCUCGGCCUCAUCUCUUUGCUACUUUGUGGCUGGGGUCUCAGGCUUCCUAGGCCUCUACUGCCUCCUCCUGCUGCUCUUCUGGAUCUACAGCAGCUGCAUCGAGGAUUCCCAAAGAGGCCCUAUGGGGCUCCGCAUUGCCCUGGCCACCUCUGCUCUAGCCAUCUUCCUGCUCUUAGUAUCGGCCUGUAUUCUUCGGUUUGGUACCAGUUCUCUCUGCAAAUCCAUCGUCUCCCAGAACAUUACAAAUAGCUGCCCUGCAGCCCAGAAAAUUCGGUGGAUACCACCUGGAACAGCUUUGCAGUUUUACUCCAAUUUACACAACGCUGAAAUGUCUUCUUGGGUGAAUCUGAUAUUAUGGUGUAUGAUCUUGAUGCUCCAAGUUGUGCAGAAGAAGUCUCAAGCCACCUCCUAUCAGGGGGAUCCAGAAUGGAGCUCAGAGACUGAUGUACUGGUCGGCACCCACCUCUCCCGGUCCUGAAAAGCAAGCACUGAGUCUUCCCGUUAAUAAGACCUGCCCAAGUGCCUGGUUUCCUCUUGCCCUGCCGACCUAUGCGUGCCAGGGAGGCUGGGAUGGUGAUUGCAGGCCACCUUCAGCUGUUUUUAUACCAAAAUAUCCUGUUCCUUUCUUU
Molecule: messenger RNA, 828 nt
Organism: Suncus etruscus (white-toothed pygmy shrew)
Lineage: Eukaryota; Metazoa; Chordata; Mammalia; Eulipotyphla; Soricidae
Gene: TMEM179B
Product: transmembrane protein 179B
Exons: 5
Coding region: 30-677 (215 amino acids)
Source: RefSeq, a predicted model, not a curated record